This is a messenger RNA of Lolium rigidum, 915 nucleotides long. RefSeq names its product peptidyl-prolyl cis-trans isomerase FKBP16-1, chloroplastic-like. Bases 76 to 711 code for a protein of 211 amino acids. The record is from RefSeq and is a predicted model, not a curated record. NCBI's taxonomy places the organism in Eukaryota, Viridiplantae, Streptophyta, Magnoliopsida, Poales, Poaceae. The transcript has 8 exons. Gene Ontology annotation, molecular function: peptidyl-prolyl cis-trans isomerase activity.
GUUUCGUCUGCUUUUGGAUAAGCACUCGCCGUUGUCCACUGCCUUGUCCUCAACACGUUCUUUCGAGGAAGAACUAUGGAGUCUGCGCCGCAGGCAAAACUCACAAAUCCAUUCCCAUGCGCCUCUCCGUCUCCCAGAUGCCCGUAUCCACCGGAACCGAAGGCGAUACGGUCGACACGCCGCGGGUCCAGACUAGUAGCGUGUGGGAUUUCUAGGAGGAGAGCGGUUUCAGAGAUGGCUCUUCUUGGCGCCGCAACCUCUUGUGUGAAUCUACUCUCCGUGACCGUGCCGGUGCAGGCAGCAAUGCUGGAGCCUGAUGUUAUCAGGUACAGAAAGUUGGACAGUGGAGUAAAGCUUGAAGAUGUAGUCGAUGGCGAGGGGCCAGAAGCUCGGGAAGGCAAUCUAGUGCAGUUCAACUACGUCUGCCGCCGCGCAAACGGUUAUUUCGUGCAUAGCACGGUGAAUCAGUUCAGCGGCGAGAGUAAGCCGGUGACACUUCCACUCGACGGGCAAGAGAUGAUUAGAGGCCUGAAAGAAGUGCUAAUAGGCAUGAAAGCCGGAGGUAAGAGGAGGGCUCUGAUACCUCCUGAAGUAGGUUACAUUGACGAGAGCUUGCAGCCCGUGCCGGAGGAGUUCGGACCACGUCGGAGCCUGCUGUCGCAUGCCAAGGAACCACUGGUGUUCGAGGUUCAGCUGCUCAAGGUCCUAUGAUCAUCAUGUUGGGUCCAAUGAAGAUAGAAGAUGUUCUAUAUCUAUAGAGAACUGCACAUAUUUCUUUUUUCUGAACUUUCAUGUUCAAAUCCUUUCUGAACUUAAUUAGUUGAAAACGCGUUCAGAAAUUGGAUGAAAGGAAGAGACAAGGAGAAAGACUAUGAUUUUCUUAAGGACAACAUUAACAUCUAUUGUUCACAGAUA